AUGCAAGGGGAGGUUAUUGGGUUUGACCAGCUCAAGGAUUUAUAUGUUGAGGAUCAGGAUUUCAAGCGAAUUUGGGAGCAAGUUCAACUUCAUGCUCUAUUACUGGACUUUCAUGUGUCUGAAGGAUAUCUUUUCAAAGGAACAAAGUUGUGUAUUCCUAGAACCUCUCUAAGAGAAAAAUUUAUCAGGGAUUUGCAUGCAGGUGGUUUAGCAGGUCAUUUUGGUCGAGAUAAUACAAUUGCCAGUCUUGAAGAGAGAUUUUACUGGCCUCAACUAAAGAGAGACGUAGGACUGUUUGUGAAACGUUGCAUUGUUUGUCAAAGAGCAAAAGGACAUUCCUAG
This is a messenger RNA of Ipomoea triloba (trilobed morning glory), 342 nucleotides long. RefSeq lists its product as uncharacterized. Bases 1 to 342 code for a protein of 113 amino acids. The record is from RefSeq and is a predicted model, not a curated record. NCBI's taxonomy places the organism in Eukaryota, Viridiplantae, Streptophyta, Magnoliopsida, Solanales, Convolvulaceae. The transcript has a single exon.